GGGUGCGAGGGGCGGGUGUUAGUAUAUAUUGCCUCUCGCUACAUAUUCCUUGCCUGUCCUCUGAACUUUGAGACAGCCACAAGCAUCACUCAGAGAGAUGCAACAGACUGGAAAUUAAACAAAGCAACUUUUUAGUAAAACAACUAGUAAACGUCGCUUUCCACAAACCGCCUACCAUGGACGAUCACCAUCUAUUCUGUGCAUCGUGUCGAAAAACGGGGAAAAGACAAACAACGAUGUGCUCACUGACACUCUUCAUUCUGUCAUUGUUCAUGUUCGCAUCCCCCGUAGCAACGUCGGAGACUCUUUGCGGUGGAGAACUAGUGGAUACUCUGCAGUUCGUGUGCGGAGAAAAUGGGUUUUAUAUCAGCAGGCCGAACAGAUCAAACAGCCGCCGUCCUCAGAGAGGAAUAGUAGAAGAAUGCUGCUUUCGGAGCUGUGAUCUGCGUCUGUUGGAGCAGUACUGCGCGAAACCUGUGAAGUCCGAGCGAGAUGUUUCCUCCACAUCGCUGCAGGUCUUCCCAGUGUCACAGGCUCUUCACAAGGACAUCUCAGGAGGGCCUCUUGGUGUGAAGUAUUCCAAAUAUGAAGUAUGGCAAAGAAAGCCUGUCCAGAGGUUAAGGAGAGGGAUUCCAUCCAUCCUGCUUGCCCGAAAGUUUAGGAGGCAGGUGGAGAAAAUCCAAGAUGAGGAGCAAGCCAGAUUCCACCGUCCCCUCAUGACCCUUCCCAACAGACACCCUGUCAUCCUUCCAUACAUCCAGAUCAAUACAUCUCACAAAUGAUGGCCAGCCUUCCUAAAUUGCAAAAAACAUGGGAUUAUAGCCAAGUCUUGGUCAGUAGAGGCACUUUUUUCAUGAAUCAUACCACUCGCCCACUGUCUUUGUCAAUUCCAGAUUAUGAACACUCUUGUGUGUUAUCAGCCUUCGAAAUGCAAGAAGUUAACGUUGAAAGUGAAUGUAAUGCGACAGGAGAGAUGAAUGCAGUCUUGGUGAAUAUCAUGGGGAUGCCCAGAACUGAUGCUGAGGAAGUUGCAAGAACGCAAAUGUCAAAAGUCUGCCGUCUGCAAAAGCAUUUAUGGUUCUGUCUUGCUUUGCACCAUAUUUUGAAUGUCAUAUUUUAAGGAAUGAAAUUAUCGAGAUUAGAGUCCUUUACCUGCACCUUUAAUGUGCCACAACUGUGGCAUAUAGACAGAAGAAAAGUAAUGAAAAUGUUGGCUGGCUGUGUGAAGCCAAGGACUGAUGUUAACAGCACUAUUUUUUUUUAUGGACUGCUAAAUAUGAGAACAUUAUGGUGCUAACUUUGCAAAAGGACUCAAAAGGACUUUGCUAAGGAGUUUUUCCGUUUUAGGAAAAAAAAACAAGAUUGUAUUCAAAAGACAAUUCAGUAACUCUGGUUGUUUGGAGAUGAUCCCAACCAGAUAAAACUGUUUUUUCCAUGCUUGGCUGUUCAAGAUCCAUAUUCUGUGCCCUGGAGAAUGAAGGUGAAGUCUUCGCUAUUAAAAACGAUAUAGCUUUGCAUUGGAAGGCAGGAAACAUCACAAAUUAUUGAAGCUGAGGACAUCUGCAAUCAAAUUCUCUUGGACUUUGGGCAAGAGCAGUCUUGCAUGUUUUGAGGUGUAACAUAUUUUACCACAACAUUCCUGAAUCCAGUCUGAGUUUCUGCCAUUUUACCUUUGCGAAUUGUCUUCACUGUUAUUUAGACAGUAUUUUACACAUAUAAACAAAAAAUGGAACAAUCUUUUAAAAAGGAAAUUCAGCAAUAACCUCUUGCAUAUUUUCAACGUACAUUUGUAGUAUUCCAGUGCUUUUGCUCAAAAAAAAAAAAAAAAAAUACUUGAAUAUGUAUGAAUAGUCUCAUAAGAUGUUGGCAUUGACCCUAGUAUGACCAGUCUUGCAAAUUGAGCCACCAAACAUUUUCUUUAAGUAAUGGCACUGUAUCAAGGCAUUAUUUAUUUUGAUAUGAAACCCAUAAAAAUCAGUCCCAAUGAGCGAUUAUGUGCACAACCAGCCGUUUUUGUAUAUUAUCUUUUUUUAGUUGUUCUGCUUAUGUAUGUAGAUGCUAUGUACCAAAAAAUGUCUCUUUUUUAAGUAAAGUCAAUGGAAGCUUCUAAA
This is a messenger RNA of Megalobrama amblycephala (Wuchang bream), 2111 nucleotides long. It is a transcript of the gene igf2a, whose product is annotated as insulin-like growth factor 2a. Lineage: Eukaryota; Metazoa; Chordata; Actinopteri; Cypriniformes; Xenocyprididae. Gene Ontology annotation, cellular component: extracellular region. The coding region runs from base 177 to 782 and encodes 201 amino acids. Gene Ontology annotation, molecular function: hormone activity; growth factor activity. The transcript is spliced from 4 exons. The record is from RefSeq and is a predicted model, not a curated record.